AUGUUACCGUUCAACAAGUUGGUAGAAUAUAUCGAAGGAUGGUAUUCUGAAUCAACGGGCUUGUACCUGUUUGCGUCUUUGCUACCGUUCAUUCAAAUCCAUUCACGUUCUCUCUCCAUCUCUAUCAAACCUCGCAAGAAAAGAAUUAUUUAUUUUUUAGUUCUUCAACAUGUUCAAGAUCCCAGAUCACCAAGUUGCAGGACACGUGGCGGGAGCUGGGAAACUCGAAAAAAUCCAACGUGGGCCCCAGAAGCUUCUGAAGAAUACAUUACAAAAUGCUUGAAAAAAGACAGAGAAAGCACAAGUGUUUCACUUGGAUACAGACUUUCAGGGCUUCGAGUCUUUAUAGGUGAUGAAUUAGGGUUUUAUAAACCUGAGAGAGAUGUGAUGCGUAAAGCUGGACCAGAUGAUGUUAGACUGUUUCUUAUGAAAUUUGUUUCAUCUAACCUGGAAUCGGAAUCGGGAUCGGAAUCAAAACCGGAUUGUUCUUUGGUAGCUUCUGUUUAUGGUGGAGAUAAUGGGAUUUUGUCACAGUUGUUGGAACUGAAGGCAUGGUUUGAGGAUCAAACUGUGUAUCAUUUCUAUGCUUGUUCGUUACUUUUCAUGUUUGAAAAGGGGUUGACAUCAAACCCAGAAGUCAAACUUAUCGAUUUUGCACAUGUUGAAGAAGGAAAAGGGGUUAUAGAUCAUAACUUCUUGGGUGGACUUUGUUCUUUGAUAAAGUUCAUAUCUGAUAUACUUUCAGACACAAAUGAUCUCAAGAAUGGUCUGAUUGAGCCUUAG
Messenger RNA from Lactuca saligna, 783 nucleotides. The record is from the annotation of a GenBank genome assembly. NCBI's taxonomy places the organism in Eukaryota, Viridiplantae, Streptophyta, Magnoliopsida, Asterales, Asteraceae.